AAGGGGCGAUUUCCUGGGAGAUUUCGCGUGGUAGUCCUCGUGACAUCAGCGUGAUAUUGUUGAUAUUACCAUGAUAGGAUGCGUUUCAUAAUUUUAUAAAACUUGCGCGGUUCGGUGAACGAAGCAAAAAUGAGAAAUUUUGUUAAAUUUAUACUUUUUAUUGUUUUAAAAGAAAGCGUACUCGGUAGGUAUAUAAUAGUACUCGGUAUGUAUGUUAUUUUGUUUUGAUAUGCUUGAGGGAUUUAAAUGUCCUGGCCGCUGACAGUAGAUGUUAUACAGUGUUGUAACAGUGUUGUUGUUUCGUUGAAUCAGCAAGUGACAUUUUUACUCAAAUAAUUAACACAUCACUGGUCAUCUCCCACUAUGUUGUCCUCGUGUAAAGGUUUCCCAGAGAGAAUUUUCAGUGUGGAUCCACAAUAGUAUUGGCAUAUUGUGAACUGUACAUAUCAAAUACAAUAGAACACAGAAUGCCAGGUUAUUGGUGUUACCACUAUACUUGCCAUUAUAAAUGUAUAUAGGUACCAGACAGCCAAUACUAUCCAAUUCUUUUAAAAAGAUUAAAAAGUGCCUUCUAUCCUCACUAUAAUGUAGUACAGUCACUUGAUGAUGUUGUCAAAUGAUGUCAAAUGUCAUCAAUGAUGUUCUUAGGUGAUGACAAAAUGAGAUCAUGUAAUAAUAGGAUUAUUUGAAGAUGUAUUGGAAAGAUGACAAUGUAUCUGUGGGAAAUAUGAUAAAUAUAUUACAAAAAUGAUAAAAUUUAUCUAGUGAGAUGAUGUAUGUGUGAUACAUAGUGAAAUGAUAUAUUGUGUAGUGAAAUGAUGAUGUAGUGGAAUGAUGUAAUAUAAUAAAGUAAGAUGACGAUGCCAUAUAACUUUUAGAUGUAAUGGCAUGAUCAGGUACCAAUUGGUAUGUAGCGGGAUGUUCCAAUGAAAUGAUGUAUUAUAUGUAGAAGGAUAAAAAGGAAAUAUGAUGGCAGAUAUGUGAUACAAUGAUGCAAUAGAAUGAUAUGAUAGAAUGUAUGGGAUAGAAGUAGAAUGUAUGAGAUGAUGAGGUAGUAAAAUUGUAUAUAGUGAGAUGGCAAACUAUUGAGAUGAUAUGUAUUUUUAAAAUGAACUAUAGAUGGAAAUAAUGUAUCAUAUCGAGGUAAUUUGGUAGGAUGCAAAAUAGCAAGGUAACAUUUAAGAUGAUAAGAUGAUGUAGUGGAAUGAUAAUUGGCAUGAGAUGAGGAUGUGUAUGGUAAUAUGUGAUAUAUUGCAGUGGGAUAUGUACUGAGUGAAAUGAUGAUCUAAUAGCUGCUGCUUCCAACUAACUAGGCCAGUCUUUGAUAAAAACCUGCUUAACCAAUGCUUGUCAGCUGUCAUUGUUAACAAAACCAUUGAUGUUAUUAGGGUUUCUUUGUAGCAUUGUUGAUACACAUUAUACAGACUUAACGUUUACUCUUCUGUCAAGGGCGCAAAGGGGAUAGAAUAUAUAUGUUUGCCUGCUUCUUCCUACCUAAGCUACUUAGUAGAACGAUCGCCAUCUACGGUAUAAUGGUAUUUCACUGGAUGUAAAAGCUUGUACAAACAUUUCUUUUGGUUACCAGGCAGGCAGAAGGCUUAACACUUCUCUGUGCAAGAUUUCAUAAAAAACAGUUAUAGUUAUAUAAUUUCUUUUUCAAAUUAUAUGAUAGUGGCGAUGCACGUUUUUAUCCCGUUCACAUUCAUUCGAUGCAUUAUCUGCCGAACUCGUUCUCAGAUUAUAGAGAUGCGUGAAGACAAAGAUACACAAAAAAUUAAAAUUAACUCUUCUUGUACCUCUGGAACUACCCAAGAGGUAGAGUUUGAGAUCAAUUUUGGAGAUAAUUAGAACGAGAAUUAAGUCAGUGAAAUUGAAACCGAUGCUUGGAUUCGAACCACCGUGUCGUAUGUAGGAUCAAGGCCUUGAACCGGUACCACUUGGCCAAGUUUUUUUUUGCAUGUAUGAUGUUUCAGAAAAAACCCCACAUAGUCAAUAAAUUGAGACGUUAACUGAUUACUAACGAUAGAAGCCGUUACAUAAAAAUGCAAAUAAUAUAUUAAAACUUUAAGACCAAUUGCGCACGAUCUACUUCAAAAUUUCCCGUCUUGAAAAAAGGAAAUUAUCAAACUAGUUGAAUUUGAGUUGUUUUUUUUCAGUCUCAAUUCUCAAAUCCGGUUCCACAUAUUGUUUUUUAGUGAAACCACUUCUCUUUUGAUAAAGUAGUUAAUAUAGUAUUUACAAUUUCUGUUUUCAGCAGUUUAUGGGAGCACAAGCAGUCUGGGAAAAGAAAGCACACCGGAUAAAGUAGAAGUCGGACAAAAAACUUCGUUUCGACUGUCUAUAUCAGGCAACAACGGUUGGGGAGUGUCCGUAUUUUGCUUGAUACUGAAAACCACGACGUUGCCACAACUAUGUUAUCAAAUGUAACAUUAAGUGUAAACAAGUCUUCUUAUGUGGACGUGUAUGGUCAGGAUGCUGGCGAGACUUAUGUUAUCUUUAACACAAGUUCAUCCGUCAAUAUCAGCAAUCUUCACAGUUUCAAAGUCAAGGUGCAUAUUGUUCAUUCAUAUUCCCUCGUCAUCGUGAAUAUGGUGAUUGGCUGGGUGUACUUCGUAGCGUGGUCGGUAUCAUUUUACCCCCAGGUAUACGUGAAUUGGUCAAGAAAAAGCGUUAUUGGUCUGAAUUUUGAUUUCGUCUGCUAUAAUCUUCUUGGGUUUAUUGCAUAUGGCGUCUUCAACGUUGGAAUGUUUUGGAUUCCGAAAAUCAAGGCUGAGUACACGGCGAAGCAUCCUAAUGAAGAUGAAGAUCCAGUUGAAGUGAAUGAUGUUUUUUUCACACUUCAUGCAAUUCUUUUGACCAUAAUCACUGGCGUACAAAUACUAAUUUACGAUAGAGGAAACCAAGUUGUCUCCCUUUUGUGCAAGAUACUGAUAUCUGUCUCUUGUUUGUUCGUGUUCAUCGCGUUGAUGGUAACCAUCUUCACGGACAAAAUAACUUGGCUUGACUAUCUCUACUAUUUCUCAUAUGUCAAAAUUGGUGUGACAUUGAUUAAAUAUAUCCCACAGGCGUAUAUGAACUUUCGAAGGAAGAGCACAGUUGGUUGGAGCAUAGGAAAUGUUCUACUAGAUUUUACUGGCGGUUCUCUUAGUAUACUUCAGAUGAUUAUUUUAUCUUACAACAAUGAUAGUUGGGAUGCCAUCUUCGGUGACCUGACGAAAUUUGGCUUAGGCUUGAUAUCUGUUCUCUUCGAUAUAUUGUUUAUAAUUCAACAUUAUCUGUUAUAUCCUCAAUCGAAACAUCAAGACUAUGAAUGUAUUCAAGAUUAUGAGGAGGAGCAUGCAAACGGCAAGCCGGCAGCUCCAACUUAGGGUCGUUGUUGAGAAUCCACAUAUUAUAUUGCCACAAAAAAAACUCAUAUAGUAUCUACUUCUCAUUAACAACAGGACUAUUCAAGUAAUUUGUGCAAAUCUGAGCGAAGCCGCAAGCGCUACACAUUACAUGGCAUGAUAAUAAUUUUUUACUAAUUAUAGAUAUCUAAUUAUUAAAUAUUAACUUUUUCAAUGAAUCGUAUAAUGUCAAUAAAGGCGUCCUGAUUUUACUGCGAUUUUAGAUGCAAAAAUACUUUUAAUAAUCGAUGCGAUAAUAGUGAAAAUGUAGACGAGUGAAAAAUUACGAAUACUCAGAAAAAGGGCAUCACAUAUCACAAUCAUUCGCUUCUUUGCAGUUUGCAUGAUUUGCGUCAAAAGAAAGUCGCAUUAAAAUUUAACGAGCCUUUGACGCUUAGCACUAGUAAGAAAUUUUUGAUUCACUGC
Dendronephthya gigantea is the source of this 3812-nucleotide messenger RNA. Its product is annotated as cystinosin-like. Bases 2412 to 3368 code for a protein of 318 amino acids. Gene Ontology annotation, cellular component: vacuolar membrane. The record is from RefSeq and is a predicted model, not a curated record. Gene Ontology annotation, molecular function: L-cystine transmembrane transporter activity. The transcript is spliced from 10 exons. NCBI's taxonomy places the organism in Eukaryota, Metazoa, Cnidaria, Anthozoa, Malacalcyonacea, Nephtheidae. Gene Ontology annotation, biological process: L-cystine transport.